AGACUGUACUGUAGUUGACUUGUCCACGUAUUGUCAGUCUGUUUACAUCUUGAUCAUUUUCCCCUUAUUUUCCGAUUACCAAUCAAUCUCUAAAAAUGAAGGACUGGAUAGAAUAUUUUAAAAACAUUCCUACCCACAUGGAUUAUGACGGUCAAGCCAGAGCAGAAAAGCUAUCCAGGGUCAUCAUUACACUUUUUGGGGUUGUUGGAUUAGUUUGGGGCUAUGCAAUUCAACAGUUCUCUCAAACGAUUUACAUUCUAGGGGCUGGUUUUGUUAUGGCUGCCAUUAUCACUGUGCCACCCUGGCCCAUGUACAGAAGAAAACCUUUGGAAUGGCAAAAGCCACAAGUCGAUUCAUCCGCAAAAGCUAAGAAGAAGAAAUAGUUUCUAUUAAAUUGAUUCAAAUUUUAUACGAAUUACCUACGAUUGUAAGUUUUUUUUUAACGCGUCUUGUCUUUCACACACAAAAAAACUACAAACUUUGCCGUCUUGUUUCAAAAAUGUAUCUAGUUCUUGGUCUCAAUUGUUUUCAAAGUGACAAAAAACAUAUUAACUUGCAACACAGUCUCUCAACUUGCAUCCGCUAUUAAAAUUCUGGUGAGGUUUUCAUGAUUAAAAUCAACCACACCUGCAAAAUGGAACCUAAUUCAGUCGUCGAAUGAUAAUGUAGAUUUUUAAUUCAAGUUUUAAAAGCAUUUAACGUCUUCUUUAUCGACGAUAAUUCAUAUGUUAUAAAUAGGAAAAGUCAGUAUUGUGUUUUACGUCGAUGCAUACAUUUCUUCUGGUAAUUUAAAGUUAUGUUGUUACAUAAAAGUGAGUGAUGCGAAAAUAAAUAUUUCGUGUAAAUAA
Molecule: messenger RNA, 848 nt
Organism: Belonocnema kinseyi
Lineage: Eukaryota; Metazoa; Arthropoda; Insecta; Hymenoptera; Cynipidae
Gene: Spase12
Product: signal peptidase complex subunit 1
Exons: 3
Coding region: 96-383 (95 amino acids)
Biological process (GO): protein targeting to ER
Cellular component (GO): signal peptidase complex; endoplasmic reticulum membrane
Source: RefSeq, a predicted model, not a curated record